CGCAGCUCCUCCCGCGGCGGGACACGUGAGCGCCGAGUCCCCGCCCGUGGCUGGCUCGGACUGUGGCCGGGCUGCUGAGCCUGCCGAGCCUGUGCCGACGCCGCGGCUGGGGAGCGCGGGAGCCGCCGCUGUUGGUGUUGAUUUUUAGCUUCUGUUUUGAGGAUGACCCCAAAACAUGAAAAACAGGAAUUUGUAACUGUCCUGGUACGGGACCCUAGGAUACAGAAGGAAGACUCUUGGCAUUCACAUAUAAACUAUGAGAUAUUCAUUCAUACAAAUAGCAUGUGCUUUACAAGGAAAACAUCUUGUGUUAGACGACGCUUUCGAGAAUUUGUAUGGCUGCGGCAGAGACUUCAGAAGAAUGCUGUGCUACUCCAAUUACCUGAACUUCCAUCUAAAACUCCCUUUUUUAAUAUGAAUAAUCCCCAUCAUGUGGACCAUCGUCGACAGGGCCUACAAGAAUUUCUUGAGAAGAUCCUACAAAAUGCAUUAUUGCUUUCGGACAGUAGACUUCACCUCUUCUUACAGACUCAGCUAAGUCCAGAAGAUAUUGAGGCUUGUGUAUCUGGACAGACAAAAUAUUCCGUUGCUGAUGCGAUUCAUAAGUUUGCCUCUUUGAAACGACGUUUUCCUAUUGAAGAGGAAGAGAGAAAAAGAGGAAAAAAUGAUGCAGAUUCUGAUUCAGAGAGUUCAUCCUCCGGGCUUGGACACACCAGUGAUGACAGCAUUUCACAUAGAUGUAAAGCAAGCACAGUCCCCGAAGAAUCCUGAAAAAUCAUUUGUAUAUUGCCAUCUUAAGACCAGCAAAAUAAUGUGUUCUCUCUCAAUUUUCAAACAGCUUUGAAACUGUUUCUUUGUUUGUUGCUUUUAUUAAAUUGCACUGAUUUAUAUUUACAUGUCGCCUACUGUAUUUAGGUUUAUGCAGCCAUUAAAAUCUUGACAAAUAUUGGGCUAUUGUUGCUUUAUUGCCAAGUAUGGCUGAUAAAAUAUUUCCCUGGGUGACGCUGUAUUUUAGAUCUUAAAAAAGUAAAGGUAUUUUACAUUAGUUUAAAAGUUGUGUAUUAAAUUAAAAUAUACUCAAAGCAACUUUGUGUACUUUAUACCAGAGAAGUUUCAUUCUAAACAGUUGUGUAACAUUGGUAAUGAAGUUAUAUAGACCACAGUAUUAACUUUUUAAAACAGCAUGGUGACUUAAGGAAAACAGAAUCUGUACUGUAUUUGUUGCUGACCAUUGAAGAUAUAGACUUUCUCCAAUAUUUAUGGAAAACUUGCUCUUAUCAUGCACAAGAGCCAGAGGCCAACAUUUUCAAACAUAGAUGCCUAAAGUUAGGCACAUAAAUGUGAAAUGAUUUCCAGGGGUGCUGAAAACCUUCAGCUCUCAUGGAAGGUAGCAGGAGUUAUGAUUGCUCCCUCCCUGUGAAAAUCUGGCCCCACUGAAGUCAAUGGGGCAUUUUGCACUGACUUCAACGGAGCCAACAUUUCACUCUCGGUAUCAAACAGAGGGACCUAUGUCUGAAAAUGUUAGCUAAGUUGUUCUAGAUUAACAUUUUAAAGGAAGUGAAACUGUCUUUCCAAAACAGGGCUGCCCGGCGGGGGGAGGGCGGCAAGUGGGGCAAUUUUCCCUGGGCUCCAGAGGGGCCCCCAAGAGAGUUUUCAGCGGCACUUUGGCGGCGGGUCCUUCAGUGCCGCCGAACACACGCGGAGUGAAGGACCCGCUGCCGCAGACCUGCCGCUGCUUCUUCCGCUCUGGGUCUUCGGCGGCAAUGGUCCUGCCGUUCCAUGUCUUUGGCGAAGUGCCCCGAAGACCCCAGGCCCCCUGAAUCCUCUGGAUGGCCCUGUUCCAAAAGGCUGAUAGUCACAUAGCUAUAACACAUUGUUCAAAUAUAGAACGCUAAGCUGUUGGGUACAAACUGAAAUAACUGGAGUUUUUUAUUUCACUUUUACUGUAGUCAACACAUUGAAAUAUUGACUUUUUCACAAAUGGCAGGCCUGGACACGUCAUGGCUAGGCAGCAGUUCUGCGGAAAAGGACCUAGGGGUGACAGUGGACGAGAAGCUGGAUAUGAGUCAGCAGUGUGCCCUUGUUGCCAAGAAGGCCAAUGGCAUUUUGGGAUGUAUAAGUAGGGGCAUAGCGAGCAGAUCGAGGGACGUGAUCGUUCCCCUCUAUUCGACAUUGGUGAGGCCUCAUCUGGAGUACUGUGUCCAGUUUUGGGCCCCACACUUCAAGAAGGAUGUGGAUAAAUUGGAGAGAGUCCAGCGAAGGGCAACAAAAAUGAUUAGGGGUCUGGAACACAUGAGUUAUGAGGAGAGGCUGAGGGAGCUGGGAUUGUUUAGCCUGCAGAAGAGAAGAAUGAGGGGGGAUUUGAUAGCUGCUUUCAACUACCUGAAAGGGGGUUCCAAAGAGGAUGGCUCUAGACUGUUCUCAAUGGUAGCAGAUGACAGAACGAGGAGUAAUGGUCUCAAGUUGCAGUGGGGGAGGUUUAGGUUGGAUAUUAGGAAAAACUUUUUCACUAAGAGGGUGGUGAAACACUGGAAUGCGUUACCUAGGGAGGUGGUAGAAUCUCCUUCCUUAGAGGUUUUUAAGGUCAGGCUUGACAAAGCCCUGGCUGGGAUGAUUUAACUGGGAUUUGGUCCUGCUUCGAGCAGGGGGUUGGACUAGAUGACCUUCUGGGGUCCCUUCCAACCCUUAUAUUCUAUGAUUCUAUGACACAACUUUUUAACCACAAACAUUUGUUAUAAUCUACUUUGCUCUUUAUAGCAGCAACUAUGAGUUGGCUUGUCUCAGAGCCUGUCAAUACAAGGAAGAAACCAUUGAAAAGAUGCAAGAAUAGAAUGGUCUCCUGUGUGUCACCCACUAAAUUUGUUAGUCUCUAAGGUGCCGCAAGUAGUCCUGUUCUUUUUGCGGAUACAGACUAACACGGCUGCUACUCUGAAACCCAUUAAAAGAACUGCUAAAAAAAAAUUAAAGAUGUUUCAAUGUUUGUUUAUAUUUGAUGUUUAACUGUUAUUAAAAACAACGCAGUGGGUCUGAUCCUGUUCCCAUUGAAAUAAUGGCAAAACUCCCCUGGAUUUCAGUGCUGCAAGUUCAGGUUCAGUAUGGAUUUUGUCUCUGACAAAGAUGCGGUAGUUAGUAUCUUUUAACCUGUAAAUUACAGAAACAAUAUAUAAUUAAUUGGCCAGCUAAUAAAAGUUAGUGUGGAUGUGUUUUUAAAUCAUCCAGCUGGGAAUCUGUAUAGUUUUAGAAAGGUGUAUCUUAAGAUCUUGAGGAUAACAUCUCAUCUCUUAGGUAGUUACUCUGACCCAGUUUUCUCUUCAUGGUAGCACUUUCAUAAGAUAAAUAUCUGUUUCUUUUGCUCAGUUUUGUUGAAUUGCACAAAUAUAUCUAGUUGCCAUCUCUGCUUGUGUGUAGAAGAGUCAACAAAAUAUUUUCAUAUCACAGCACUAGCAUUAAUUAAAGCAACAAGUUAUCAUGGCAAGAUAGCUGCUAUUGCAAAGUGCGGACUUUUUUUGGAAUAUGUUGCCUCAUUGAUAGACUUAUUAUUUAGCAAAGAUGCCCAAAACAUCAGUGAAAAAAUCUUGAAAUGAACAAAAACUGAGAACUGGAAUAAUUUUUAGAGAAGGAAACUAAUUAUCACUUUGUUUACCAUACUAUUGGGGGUUUGGGUUUUUUUUUUUUUUUUAAUGUUGAGCUAGAUCAUUGAAUGCACUUUACGCUUUGUGGCCUGCUAACACACAUUCUGACUGUCUGUUUGAAAGUAAAACAAAUGUAAGAGUUGGAGAAUCUUUGUGACUACUUUCUAUAAUUCAGAGAUCUUGUCUUUUGUGUAUUAAAGAGAUUUUGCAAAGCAGCCUGUUUCAGUGAUAAAUACUUGGGAUUCAUAAUAAUUGUAUUGUUAUUAACUUUAUCACACUCUUCACAAGUUAUAUCUGUGCUCUAAAAUCUAUUGCAUUACCUUCUUCCUAUCCUGCAUGGAAAUUAAUUUAAAAUGUUACUCUUUUGAGUUCUCUGUAUACCUAUUAUUAGUGGAAACGUUCAUGUUAAAUGAUAAUGAAGAAUAUUCUGUUCUAGGGUUUGUUAUGUAGCAAGAAAAAAUUGUAAACAUUGUAAAUGUUUUAGGAUAUGUUUAUUUUGUGAAAUUUAAAUAUAAAACUUCUUAAAAUUUU
Messenger RNA from Caretta caretta (loggerhead turtle), 4163 nucleotides. It is a transcript of the gene SNX10, whose product is annotated as sorting nexin 10. Gene Ontology annotation, molecular function: phosphatidylinositol phosphate binding. The record is from RefSeq and is a predicted model, not a curated record. Gene Ontology annotation, cellular component: endosome. Gene Ontology annotation, biological process: intracellular protein transport; cilium assembly; vesicle organization. NCBI's taxonomy places the organism in Eukaryota, Metazoa, Chordata, Testudines, Cheloniidae.